Molecule: messenger RNA, 536 nt
Organism: Paramecium octaurelia
Lineage: Eukaryota; Ciliophora; Oligohymenophorea; Peniculida; Parameciidae
Source: the annotation of a GenBank genome assembly
AUGAAUGCUAUUAAGAUGAUUCAUACUAUUGCUAGAUUUUAUAACACUAAUGACAAAAUGACUGGCUUGUUUGUCAAAAUCACUAAUCAAAUGAUUAAGAACUGCAAAGAGAGAAUAUUAAAUGGAGGAAAGAAUUAAGAAAUUUGGAAUAGAGAUCCUUCUGAAUUAAAUGAAGUUCUAAGACAAUGUAUACAACUCAAUAGAGAAUACAAGGAUAGUUAUAAAGAGACUAAGGAGAAAGUGGCUGAUAUGCCCAAAGGUAAAACAUUCGAUUUCCCAGAAACAUAGAUAUUUGGUAAAUUUGAUACUUUUGUCAGAAGAUUGGUUAAACUAAUUGACAUAUUUUAAAAUAUCUAAUAAUUCUAGGCUUUGGCUAAACACAACCUAGAAGGUAUGGAAUAAUUGACUGCUAAAUUCAAUUAAAUCAUUAAGGAUUUCAAAGCCAAAAAUCAUGAUUUGUUAGACACAAACAGUAAUAAAUUUGAUAGAGAUUGGGUUGAAUUCAAUGUUGAAAUAUCCCAUUUGGAUAUGUAAUU